AAAACCAGCUGAUUCUCAUGUCUGCUGAUUCUACCUCACCCUCCCUCCAUCCUCCCUCUCUCAAGCUCACACAUCGCAUCCACACCCACACCCAAGGAUACCCUCCUUGCUUCUCUACCGCUGAUUUGCCUCACUCCAGCCUUUUCCCCACACCUUUUUUUGUCUUUCUCCUUAAUCCCUUUUACUAUACAUAUAUUUUUGACUUAUUUCCUCUGAGCAAGAGAUCCUGGCCUGACCCCAUUUCUGUGUGAUUAAAGACUUUUGUGGAUGCUGCUUUGUUUUCUAAAACCAUCUUUAAUCUCGUAUUUGGUGGUACCUGUGGAGGUUCUCUGGUUUUUCUCCAGCCAGCCGUCAUACAGAGCGCAGCCCACAGUGAGGAACCAUGCUGGGAUUGGACGUGUGUGAGUUUGGGGGUCAAGUGCUGGAGCUGCUGUGGCUAACCAUGUGCUAUAGAGGUCUGCUGGCUGAUAAGAAUGAUCUGCCUAUCGAGGAGGAAGAGGAUGAGCGAAACCUCAACUACAAUCCCCCGGCUCAGAAAUCGCUGCAGGAGAUUCAGGAAAUGGACAAAGAUGAUAAAAGUCUGGUGAAGUACAAGCAGACCCUCCUGGGACCAGAAGCAAUCCCGACAGACCUCUCAGGGCCUAAUGUCAAUGUGACCAGACUGACCCUGCUGUGUGACAAUGCUCCUAAACCACUUAGUAUGGACCUUGCAGGAGAUCUGAGCGCUCUGAAGGAAAAAAGCUUCACCUUACAAGAAGGAGUGAAAUACAGGCUAAAGAUACACUUCAAGGUAAACAGAGAAAUUGUUUCUGGCCUGAAGUACCGCCAUGUGACCUACAGAAAAGGAGUAAAAAUGAAUAAGGUGGUGUGCAUGGUGGGAAGUUAUGCCCCACGGGCGGAGGAGCAGGAGUUUCUGUGCCCGGCUGAAGAGGUGUCUAAAGGCAUGAUGUCUCGUGGCCAAUAUCUGAUCAAGUCCUGCUUCACAGAUGAUGACAAGAACAUCUAUUUAUCCUGGGAGUGGAACCUCAACAUCAGCAAGGACUGGAAUUAACAGGGAGGGAGAAGGAUGAUGCUACUCUCCUCCCUGUUUUCCCCUCCUGUUCUUCAUCUCCUCUUGUCCAUCCCCUUUGCCACCUUCUUCCUCAUCAUCCUUUGAGAGCAGCCUUGCACUGGUUAAGACAGGAAGCUCUGUUUUCCCUCUUCAUUGUCCAUUACCUAUAUUUCUUUUUCCUCAUGUUUGUUUAAUGCAAUCAUCAAGAGGAAAGAGGAGAUUCUCCUUUUCUUUUUCAUGUCAGGUUCAUCCCCUCCUACAUAUUCUGUCAUGCAGGUUAUAGGGAAUCU
Melanotaenia boesemani (Boeseman's rainbowfish) is the source of this 1341-nucleotide messenger RNA. RefSeq names its product Rho GDP dissociation inhibitor (GDI) gamma (gene arhgdig). Gene Ontology annotation, molecular function: Rho GDP-dissociation inhibitor activity; protein binding. Bases 383 to 1051 code for a protein of 222 amino acids. Gene Ontology annotation, biological process: Rho protein signal transduction. Lineage: Eukaryota; Metazoa; Chordata; Actinopteri; Atheriniformes; Melanotaeniidae. Gene Ontology annotation, cellular component: cytosol; membrane; cytoplasm. The transcript is spliced from 6 exons. The record is from RefSeq and is a predicted model, not a curated record.